Heteronotia binoei (common prickly gecko) is the source of this 3632-nucleotide messenger RNA. It is a transcript of the gene CDC5L, whose product is annotated as cell division cycle 5 like. The transcript is spliced from 16 exons. Gene Ontology annotation, cellular component: spliceosomal complex; Prp19 complex. Gene Ontology annotation, molecular function: RNA polymerase II transcription regulatory region sequence-specific DNA binding; DNA-binding transcription factor activity, RNA polymerase II-specific. Gene Ontology annotation, biological process: mRNA splicing, via spliceosome; regulation of transcription by RNA polymerase II. The coding region runs from base 189 to 2600 and encodes 803 amino acids. Lineage: Eukaryota; Metazoa; Chordata; Lepidosauria; Squamata; Gekkonidae. The record is from RefSeq and is a predicted model, not a curated record.
GGGACGAAGAGAGAACGACGAGCGCUUCCGUCUCCUCCAAUCCCGAAGCUUCUCUGGUUGCCGUCUAUCCGACCGCGCAUGCGCAUUGCCCCAACCGCUGUUUCUGCGGCGAGGAACUCGGGGCGACGGGCCUGGGCCGCGGCCGUUAUUCCCCUUGUGCCUAGAGCUCGCCUUUUUCCGCCGCCAAAAUGCCGCGGAUUAUGAUUAAAGGAGGCGUGUGGCGCAACACAGAAGAUGAAAUUCUUAAAGCGGCUGUGAUGAAAUAUGGCAAAAACCAGUGGUCUCGUAUUGCGUCCCUGUUGCACAGGAAAUCAGCAAAGCAGUGCAAAGCCAGAUGGUACGAGUGGCUCGACCCCAGUAUAAAGAAGACAGAAUGGUCCCGGGAAGAAGAAGAGAAGCUCCUGCAUUUGGCGAAACUUAUGCCAACCCAGUGGAGGACCAUUGCACCCAUCAUUGGAAGAACAGCCGCCCAGUGCCUGGAACAUUAUGAAUUUCUUCUGGAUAAGGCUGCUCAGAGAGACAACGAAGAAGAAACUGCUGACGAUCCUCGGAAACUUAAACCUGGAGAGAUUGACCCAAACCCAGAAACCAAGCCAGCCAGACCAGAUCCCAUCGAUAUGGAUGAGGAUGAACUUGAGAUGCUUUCUGAAGCAAGAGCUCGUUUGGCGAACACACAGGGGAAGAAAGCCAAAAGGAAAGCAAGAGAGAAGCAGUUAGAAGAAGCCAGGCGCCUGGCUGCCCUCCAGAAGAGGAGGGAACUCCGAGCUGCAGGGAUUGAGAUCCAGAAGAAAAGGAAAAAGAAGAGGGGAGUCGACUAUAAUGCCGAGAUCCCAUUUGAAAAGAAGCCGGCUUUAGGUUUUUAUGACACGUCAGAAGAAAACUACCAAGCACUAGACGCGGACUUCAGGAAGUUACGGCAGCAAGACUUAGAUGGGGAACUGAGAUCGGAAAAGGAAGGAAGAGAGCGGAAGAAAGACAAGCAGCAGCUGAAACGGAAAAAAGAAUCAGAUUUGCCCUCAGCGAUACUUCAGACUAGCGGAGUGUCCGAAUUCACCAAAAAAAGAAGCAAGCUGGUGCUUCCAGCUCCUCAGAUUUCAGAUACAGAACUUGAGGAAGUGGUGAAGGUGGGCCAGGCGAGUGAGAUUGCACGUCAGACGGCGGAAGAGUCCGGGAUUAUGAACUCCGCUUCCAGCACGCUCUUGUCCGAAUACAACGUCACCAACAACAGCAUCGCCCUCCGGACACCCAAAACGCCAGCAGCUCAGGAUAGGAUCCUGCAGGAAGCCCAGAACUUAAUGGCUCUUACGAAUGUUGACACGCCCUUGAAAGGUGGCCUCAAUACCCCCCUCCACGAGAGUGACUUUUCUGGUGUAACACCUCAGAGGCAGGUUGUUCAGACUCCAAACACUGUCCUUUCCACGCCUUUCAGGACUCCUUCUCAUGGAGCCGAAGGACUGACUCCUCAUGGUGGAAUGACUCCAAAGCCCGUCGUAGGAGUGACGCCCGGUAGGACUCCACUGCGCGAUAAAUUAAAUAUAAAUCCUGAAGAAGGAAUGGCAGAUUACAGCGAUCCAUCGUACACGAAGCAUAUGGAGAGGGAAUCCCGUGAAAACCUGCGCCUGGGGCUCCUGGGCCUUCCUGCUCCCAAGAACGACUUUGAAAUCGUCCUGCCGGAAAAUGCAGAAAAGGAGCUUGAGGAUCACAACGCCGACGACGCCUACAUAGAAGAUGCGGCAGAUAUGGAUGCUCGCAAGCAGGCCAUUCGAGAAGCAGAGCGCAUAAAGGCCCUCAAGCGGAUGCACAAAGCGGUCCAGAAAGAUAUGCCCAGACCUUCUGACGUGAAUGAAACAAUCCUGCGGCCUUUAAACGUAGAGCCGCCCCUGACAGAUUUGCAGAAGAGCGAAGAGAUGAUUAAGAAGGAGAUGAUCACCAUGCUUCACCACGACCUCAUUCACCACCCUUACGGGGAGCUGCCAGGGGGCAAAAAAAUGAAAGCCCCGGGAUUCGGAGCCAAUAGCGCAGAGCACAUCGUUUACCUGGAGCACAAUCCUUACGAGAAGUUCCCCAAGGAAGAGCUCAAGAAGGCUGAAGAGCUCCUGGCACAGGAGAUGGAAGUGGUGAAGCAGGGGAUGGGCCACGGAGAGCUCUCGAGUGAAGCUUAUAACCAGGUGUGGGAAGAAUGCUACAGCCAGGUGUUGUACCUCCCUGGGCAGAACCGCUACACGCGAGCAAACUUGGCCAGCAAAAAAGACAGAAUUGAGUCGCUGGAGAAGAGGCUAGAGAUAAACAGAGGUCACAUGACAACAGAAGCGAAGAGGGCUGCCAAAAUGGAAAAGAAGCUGAAGAUCUUGCUGGGCGGCUAUCAGUCUCGUGCCAUGGGGCUCAUAAAGCAGUUGAAUGACCUGUGGGACCAAAUCGAGCAAGCUCACCUGGAGCUGCGCACGUUUGAGGAACUGAAGAAACAUGAAGAUUCUGCCAUCCCAAGGAGACUGGAGUGCCUGAAGGAAGACGUUCAGCGGCAACAGGAAAGGGAGAAGGAGCUUCAGCAGAGGUUUUCAGAAUUCAUGCUGGACAAGGAAACGUUUCAGUCAAAAUACUGAGCAGCGCCCUGUGCUUCAGCCGUCGUUCGUGGCGCUCCCAAAAUGCCACGGAUACGUUUUUCCACCCGUUAUCUCAAGCAAGUUCAAGCAAAUCAUACCACGUGUUGUGUUAAGAGACUUCAGUUUGUACCAUGCGUUGAGGUUGUGGACCUUUCUUUGUUUGGAAGGAAAGAGAUCGGUUGAAAAAAAACAAAACAACAAAAAUGGAAUUCGCACCCUGGUCCAGCGAGGACAGCGAGCACCCUCAUCCAGAGACCAUGCAGUAAAAGUCCCCGUGCGAGUUAAAAAAAAACCCCAGCACCCAGAGUUGCAUAGACAGAAAUCCUUGCUCAGUCCGGCAUAAUUGUGCACGGUUUUCGCACAGCUCCCAAACCAGGGGAAGCAAAUUAUGCCGAAGUCCCAUUGAAACCAGCGGGGGAAGCGGAAUGGAGACUAACUUGUACUUGUUAGUUUUAGAGGCUUAAACGUGUGCUGUGUAAAGUCAGCUCCGACAGCACUAAGGGCAAAUGAGAGAGCACUAAACCCCUGCCCCUUCGUCCCUCCCCCAUCUGAGUUCCAACAGUACCAGCAAUUUGUGUGGCGCACACACCAAGGAAGGCCUUUGCUUCAGCAUGCGCACAGUUGGUUGCUGAGCACAAGGAUGUGGAGAUCACGGUCCAGCAUUUCCAUAUUAAAUCACUCUGGAUCUUUUUUUUUAGUCACAUUGUCAUUUGCUCAAAAUUCCAUUUCCUUGUGCUUCUAGUAUUUUACCGUGGUGAAGGUCAGGCUUUUUUUUUUGGUAGCAGGAACUCCUUUGCAUGUGAAGCCGCACAUCCCUGAUGUAGCCAAUCCUCGAAGAGCUUACAGGACUCUUAGUACAAGGCCUACUGUAAGCUCCAGGAGGAUUGGCUACAUCACCGUGUGUGGUCUAAUAUGCAAAGGAGUUCCUGCUACAAAAAAAGUCAACAGUGUAUACACAGAUUUUGUGUGUGCGUGCGUGUGUACCAGUGACUACUGUGUCUCUAAUAAACCUGGGAUGUUUUAAAAAAAAAA